Messenger RNA from Musca vetustissima, 1300 nucleotides. RefSeq names its product WD repeat domain phosphoinositide-interacting protein 2 (gene Atg18a). Gene Ontology annotation, biological process: protein lipidation; nucleophagy; autophagy of mitochondrion. NCBI's taxonomy places the organism in Eukaryota, Metazoa, Arthropoda, Insecta, Diptera, Muscidae. The transcript is spliced from 6 exons. The record is from RefSeq and is a predicted model, not a curated record. Gene Ontology annotation, molecular function: phosphatidylinositol-3-phosphate binding; phosphatidylinositol-3,5-bisphosphate binding; protein binding. Gene Ontology annotation, cellular component: cytosol; phagophore assembly site membrane; extrinsic component of membrane. The coding region runs from base 9 to 1298 and encodes 429 amino acids.
UGCUUUCAAUGAUGAGUCUACUUUUUAGACCAGACAUGGAUGCUGGUGAAGUAUUUGUAAACUUCAAUCAAAAUAUAACCUCCCUAGCUGUUGGCACGAAAUCUGGUUACAGUCUAUACAGUCUCGGUUCGGUAGAUAAUACUCUAGAUAAAAUUUACACUUGUCCCACAGAAGAAAUUUUUCUAAUUGAGCGUCUUUUCGAAAGUUCCCUUGUGGCUAUUGUUUCUCAAAGAGCUCCAAGAAAACUGAAGGUCUGCCAUUUUAAGAAACAAAGUGAGAUAUGCAAUUAUUCAUAUUCAAAUUCCAUAUUGGCUGUAAAACUUAAUCGUGCCCGUUUGAUUGUCUGUCUCGAAGAAAGUCUCUAUAUACACAAUAUACAAGAUAUGAAAGUCGUACACACUAUACGCGAUACACCAUGUAAUUCAACAGGUCUUUGUGCUUUAAGUUCAUCAUCGGAUCACUGUUAUCUUGCCUAUCCGGGCAGUGUAACAUCGGGCGAAGUGCAAAUUUUCGAUGCAAUUAAUUUGCAUGCGAAAACAAUGAUACCAGCUCAUGAUAGUCCAUUGGCGGCAUUGGCAUUCAGUCCUUCAGGAACCGAAAUUGCAACAGCAAGUGAACGUGGUACGGUGAUUAGAGUGUUUUCAUCAUUAGACGGAACAAAGCUAUUUGAAUUGAGACGAGGACUUAAACGUUGUGUUUCGAUUGCUUCAUUGUCGUUUAGUACAUGUGCUGAAUAUUUAGUUUCUAGUUCAAAUACUGAAACAAUACACAUAUUUCGUUUGGAUCGUAGUUCAGCAGAUAGUAAUGAUACGAAACAAACAUCCGAUGAUUGGAUGGGUUACUCGUUUUUUAGAUUUCUCAGCAAGACUGUUUCCAACUAUUUGCCAACUCAAGUUACGGAUGUCUUUAGUCAAGGUCGUGCAUUUGCUUCUGUAACAUUACCCGAAGCGGGUAUUAGGCGUAUGUGUGCCAUAGCAAAAAUUCAAAAGCAAUUGAGGCUUUUGAUUGCUUCCCAGGAUGGUUAUUUGUAUGUAUAUUCCAUUCCUUCAGUCGAGGGUGCUGAAUGCCAGCUAAUAAAAAAACACGAUCUUAGGCUUGAUGAUUGCUAUGCUAUUGACGUUCGUGUUUCACCAUCUAUAGGUGUUUCAGCAGCGACAACAACAGCGGGCGCAACUGCAGCUAAUGCUUCCCCAAGUUCGUCAGCUGGUGCAUCUUCCAACAAAGAAGAAGCUGCUGGAAAGUCAUCACCUUCAUCAACAGCAAAAACCGAAGGUCCCUCUAGCAAUUCUUCAAAUUAAAU